AUGACCGUGGCUGUUCUCCUCCUCCUGGGGCUGGGGCUGGUGGAUGCUGAAGGUAGAUGUUUCUUCAAUCGCACUCAGGAGCACUGUGUGUGCUACAACCUGUCCGAGGAGAGCGUGGGCAGCAUCAUCCAGUGCCUUGCGGCCUCUGUCGUGGAGUUUCGGGGUGGAGAACUGGAGAGAUACAUAGCCUUCCCCAUCAGCAACCUCGACUCCUCCACCACUGACAUGCUGGGCUCCCUUCUCGUCAGGAAAAUAAUUUUUGGUGAUCUGCUGGUGCCUGAGAUACUCCUCGCCCGAGUCCUGAGAUUCUUCUCCUACACCCAGGUGCAGGAGCUGGUGUUUGAGAGCUGUGUUUUCAAGGGAAGAGGCAGCUGGGGUGAAAUGGCCGGCCAGGAUUUGCCCGUAUUGUCCCUGCACUUCCACAACGUGACCUCUGCCCCGCUGACAGGCCGCGAGAAGGACUUCUCUAGUCUGAGCAGCUGGCUGGAGACCGUGCAGGAGCUGGCUGUCACCGCCUCCCGCGUCACCAGCCUGCCCUGUGCCAUCGGGAGGGUGUUUGGAGCUCUGCGCUCCCUGGACCUGGCACAAAACAGCCUCGGGGACGAGAGCUUGGCACCGGCCUUCUGCGAGGGGGCUUUCCCUCGGCUCCAGACGCUGAGCCUGCAGCACAACAGCCUGGUGUCCUACCACAGCGUGUGCCAGAGCAUGCGGCUGCUGCGGGAGCUCCGGCAUCUGGAUCUCAGCCAGAACAAGCUCAGGGCAGACUCGUCCUCCUCCUGCCAGUGGCCAGCGUCCCUCCAAAUUUUUAACUUGUCCGACGCUGGCUUGGAAGGAGUUCUCACCCCUUUGCCUCCCAGCCUAGAAGUGCUGGACAUGAGCUGCAACCACCUCCAUGCUGUAGAUGUCUCCCUCAGUUCUCUGAAGAAGCUCUUCUUGAGCCAAAACCUGCUGCAGGCUGUCCCCUCCAUCAGGAACUGCCCCAAGUUGGACACUCUCCACCUAAACAACAACUCCAUUAACGAGCUGCCAUGGGAUGAGGUGAAGCUCCUGGGGCACCUGCAGGACCUGGCUGCAGCCGGCAACCCUUACAACUGCUCGUGCUCCGGGGCCGGGGCACUCCAGGUGCUGGCGGGCAUGGGACACCUUGGCCAGGGCUGGCCCCAGGGCUACACGUGUUACUCCCCGCCUGGCUACCAGGGCAGGCUGGUGAGGGACGUGCCGGUCUCGGUGCUGCGGUGUGACAGCGCUGCGGUCAUCGCCCCUGUCUGCGUCGCCCUG
Merops nubicus (carmine bee-eater) is the source of this 1278-nucleotide messenger RNA. RefSeq names its product CD14 molecule (gene CD14). Gene Ontology annotation, cellular component: membrane raft; external side of plasma membrane; lipopolysaccharide receptor complex. The record is from RefSeq and is a predicted model, not a curated record. The annotation marks the transcript as partial. NCBI's taxonomy places the organism in Eukaryota, Metazoa, Chordata, Aves, Coraciiformes, Meropidae. Gene Ontology annotation, biological process: positive regulation of type I interferon production; toll-like receptor 4 signaling pathway; positive regulation of non-canonical NF-kappaB signal transduction. The transcript has a single exon. Gene Ontology annotation, molecular function: protein binding; lipopolysaccharide binding.